Diutina rugosa is the source of this 819-nucleotide messenger RNA. RefSeq lists its product as uncharacterized. The transcript has a single exon. The record is from RefSeq and is a predicted model, not a curated record. NCBI's taxonomy places the organism in Eukaryota, Fungi, Ascomycota, Pichiomycetes, Serinales, Debaryomycetaceae. Bases 1 to 819 code for a protein of 272 amino acids.
AUGGCGACACUCACCCAGAAACAGGUGCGGUUAAUCAGCGGGCUGGCGACCGAGUACGUUGCCAAUUAUGACCGGGUGGUGGAGAACUACCUUGACCUACGCCGGGACAUUUUUGAAGUGUAUUUGGCCCGCCAGCGUGGCGAUAGUGUCGACGAUGACCGCGUCGACACCCUACGGCAACGCCUCGAAUUGAGCCGACGAGAGUUCACCGCCCACAUCCAGGGGCUUAUCAGCUUGAUUGAGUACCAUGAACACUUGAAAGAGACCGAGGAAAACGGGCUAAACCCGGAUUUGGUCGGGUACCAACAACGGAUCAAAGAACAGCACCAGGCGAUUGAAAAGCAACAGCAGGAAGUGGAACGACAGAUUACCGAGAUUAAUGAAGUGCACAAACCUUUACUUGAUAAGCUCCAGACCUACGUGACUUAUUUUGACCCCAAACAGAAAGGACAACUUCCGAAAUGGAUCGGCGAGCGGCUUAAACUUACGCGUGAAGAGGUAUUGCUGCUAUUUGACGAAGAGCCUCGCAUCCAGCAACUCGCGGGUGAAUUGCUUGACCGCAGCGAGCUGAAGGAGUCGAGAGGAGCCAUCAGUUACGACCAGAUUCUCCGAAAAGAACACAAAUCCGGCACGUAUUAUUACGAUACCCGGAAGCACGCCAAAGCGGCUAACAUCAACGACAUUUCCGAAGCCGCCAUCGCCGAGGCCGAGAAGGAAAUCCUCCGUCUAGACGACGAGACUGCCGCCCAGCGGGACCUGUGGAAGGCCAACGCCCACCGCCUUCUCCAGCUUGAAGGCGCCUUGCAAAACAAUAAUUAA